UCUCACUGCGCAUGCGUACGUUAGCCGCGGUCAUUUUGCUGUUCCUGUUUUUCUGCAAGUUUGUCCGACGGAUAAUUGUAAGUUUUCACCCGAAAAUGACAUUGACAACCGUUUUUCGGGCUUGUAUGCGACUCCUCCAGCUGAGACGUUUACCAGAACGUGUAACAACCAUCUAUGCAAGAUCGUUUUCGUCAGAGGCUGAUCUUAAAAAGACUCCCCUAUACGAGUUCCACAAGGAGCAUGGCGGCAAGAUGGUGGACUUCACCGGUUGGUCCAUGCCUGUGCAGUACAAGGACGGCAUCUCCGCAUCUCACCUCCACACCCGCACCAACGCUUCCAUCUUCGACGUCUCGCACAUGGUCCAGAGUCGGAUUCACGGCAAGGACGCGGUCAAGUUCAUCGAGUCGUUGACCGUCGGGGACGUCGCGGGGUUGCAGGAGAACCAAGGGACCUUGACCUUGUUCACUAACGACAGAGGAGGAAUCAUGGAUGACUUGAUCGUGUCUAAGACCUCAGAAGGGUUUCUGUACGUGGUGACGAAUGCUGGCUGUGCUGAGAAGGACAUCGCACACAUGCAGAGCCAGUGUAAAGAGUUUCAAGCCCAAGGUCAUGAUGCAGCAGUAGAGGUCAUCCAGGAGCAGUUUGGUCUCUUGGCAUUACAAGGUCCAUCUGCUGCAGCUGCGUUACAGGCAGGUGUUGAUGCAGACCUGUCCAGGAUCACCUUUAUGUGCAGUGCUGUCCUGACGGUGUUCGGUGUACCUGGCUGUCGGGUCACCAGGUGUGGAUACACGGGAGAGGACGGCUUUGAGGUGUCCAUCCCUGUAGCCCAGGUUGUCCAGGUUGCGGACAGCCUGCUGCAGGUGGAGGCUGCAGACGUGAAGCUGGCAGGGCUGGGGCCCAGGGACAGCCUCAGGCUGGAGGCGGGGCUCUGUCUCUAUGGCAACGACAUUGACGAGGACACCACGCCAGUGGAGGCCACCCUUCUGUGGACAGUAGCCAAACGUAGGAGAGCGGAAUCCAACUUCCCUGGUGCAGGUGUCAUCCUCCAACAGAUCAAGGACAAACCAAGCAGGAAGAGGGUGGGGAUUACUUCAAAAGGACCACCAGCAAGAGCUGGUACUACAAUCCUCAGUGAAGACGGAACAAGCAUAGGUGUUGUGACCAGUGGUUGCCCCUCCCCAUCGCUAAAGGAGAACGUUGCCAUGGGAUACGUGCAAACAGCGUUCGCCAAGGCCGGCACACCUCUGAAACUUGAGGUGCGCGGGAAGCAGGUCCCAGCACAGGUGUCCAAGAUGCCGUUUGUGCCCGCAAACUACUACUACGGGAAAUGAACCUAGUACACUCAUAGUCAUACAAACCUUUUUGAAUCGUCUCAUUCAAUUUUUCAGUAAUACAAAUAAAUAGAGCCAGGCCUGGACAAAGUAGAUGAAAUAUUAGAAGUAAUGUUGAGGGCUGAGAAUCUGCUGCUAAGGUCAACAAAAAGAUAACCUGGGUCUUGUAGCACAGUUUGUUUGGGAAGUUUUAUAUGUUUGCUAUGGUUUUUGUAAAAGAAUUCAAAAGUGCCAACUCACUACACUCAUAAUAGGAUUAAUUUGUUAAUGGGGUCAACCAAGGACGUCUGAUAUAACGUCCUUGGGUCAACUCUGUAUUUAGUAGUGGGUUACAGGUCAUACUGUUGAAUGGUCUUUGAAUUUAAAGACAUGAUAUUACGUAUAAUUUUCAUGAGAGGGGAAUAACAUUUGGAGAGUUUCUUGCAAGUGCCAUUAGCAUAAUUACAUGUAUACUGAGGGUCUUUGCAUGAUAUUGUCAGUGAAACUGAUAGAAAAUGAUUGUGAAAACUCCAAGACUUAAUCACUGUGUGUGACAGUGAUCAACUGUGUUGCUCUAGAUUUUGAAACUUUCGCAUUGGUUUUAUCUUUGAUGUGACGUCCACAAAUCCAUGACACCGAAAAUAUGUCUACCAUGUAUAGUUAAUGUACUACACAUACAGUAUUGUUUCAAUCAUGAAUUCAAAACAACAAAAACCUGUUUUUUCCUCCUUCAAGGAAAUUAAACCACCACAAAAAUAAAUGAAUUUACAGUAUCAUGUGGGACAGAAUGGCUUUGAUAGGCCAAACUACAACUCCCACAGGUAUUAACCUCUCCAUAAAGAGAGACACUCAGCUACAAUCUGUGCUCUGUAUUACCACUCAAGUGCCUUCAAAGUGUAAUCUUAAUGAGAAUCUGUGGGUGUAGGUUUGUAUUUGCAGAGUAGAAGUAGGUUAGAUAAAGGUUUGGUAUCAGUGGCUAUCUACUAACGUAUAUGAAAGUGUUAACCCUCAGAAGACUACUGGUAACCUCUCAACUCCAAUGGGGUUUUCUUUUCAUAGGUUCAUGCAAUAUUAUUCAGUAGGUCGCAAAAUACCCAGUAGUAAUGUACAGAAGAAAAUUAGCAUAGCUGAAAACAUAUCAACAACUUUGAGUGUGCUCUGAAAACCAGUAAAAGAUAAGGGUGAAAAAAGUGUUGCAAAAAAAUUCAAUGAACUGUGUUACCUUUUGUGCAAGCAUGUUUUACCUGUUUUUCAUUUCCCAUUUUGUGCAAUGCUGUUAUCUUCUUAUUGUCAAUGUUACUCAUAGAGUGAUACUAUUAAUAAUAUUAAGGAAUGAAUACAAUUUUUGUCAAACUUCCUAAAGUAAGUAGAAGUGUAUCACUACAAGCCAUAUGUUUGACAUAACAUAGUAUCAAGAUAGAUUUUAUACCGCAGAAUUAGUAAUUUAGUAAGCUCUGUGUGGCUUAUGCAACGUUACUCAAAGAGUCUAUGGUUCAUAGCUUCGCAAUCUAUUAUCGAGGAUGAUAGCGUAUGCUGUAAUCUCACCAUAUGUUCCAUAAAGUGAACAUGCAAUCCAAACAUGUACAAGUCACAGCAGGGUGGGGUAAGAUAUACUGCCGUUCUGGUGCGUAGCAGACAAGGUUGUCCAAGCUGAAAUGUAUUACCUCAAAUGGAUGUAUUACACAGUUAAUCUCUC
Branchiostoma floridae (Florida lancelet) is the source of this 3006-nucleotide messenger RNA. Its product is annotated as aminomethyltransferase, mitochondrial-like. The record is from RefSeq and is a predicted model, not a curated record. Gene Ontology annotation, cellular component: mitochondrion. The transcript has 8 exons. The coding region runs from base 12 to 1331 and encodes 439 amino acids. NCBI's taxonomy places the organism in Eukaryota, Metazoa, Chordata, Leptocardii, Amphioxiformes, Branchiostomatidae. Gene Ontology annotation, molecular function: aminomethyltransferase activity; protein binding. Gene Ontology annotation, biological process: glycine catabolic process.